AGCGAAAGAAGCAGCGCGGGACUGGACCCCGAGAACAGGCCGCUCGCUGUAGGCGGAACAGCCGCCCCCCCCGCCCGGCCGCCUCUCGUGUGUUUUUUCCUUUUCAGCAUUUCGCUUUCGGAAGCUCAGUGGGCGGUUUGGCGCAAGGCUGCGAAGAUUAACCCCCCUCCCCCCCGAGAGUGGAAGAAUGCAGGAGAAAAGUAUGCCAGCCAGUAAUACAGGGAUAAUGAGAGCCACUCACUUGCUGCAAUUACCGCAAGAAAUGCUGACUGAGAUAAUCAUGUACCUUCCUGCUGCGGAAAAAUCCAAGGUCCGUGCCACAUGCAGUUUCUUCAAGGACCUGGUUGAUCAGCCUGUUGUGUGGCAAAAGAGUACCAUUGUCCUCCGACGCAUAAGCGCUUUCAACGCCGAAUUCUGGGACGUGCUUCGGAAAAGAAAGAUCACUUCUGUAGAAGUGAAAGACAUUAGGCUUAAGCAAUGGCAAAAGCUGCUGAGGUUCAUGCCUGGUCUGCUAGAUGUAACUGUGGAUUCCCUCUGGAGUGAGGAAAUCCUGCAAGGGUUACAGCUGCUCACAGAUCUACAGAAACUUCACUUGAAAACGUGCUCUAGGUUAUCUGAGAGAAGUGUAAUCAUGGAAGUUGUGCGCUUUCAACGCCUUACUCACUUGUUGUUGUGUGGCAUAACCUUCUUAAGUGACAGUGAAUUGAUCAAAAUUGCUUGCUUACAAAACCUACAUACGCUCUCAUUGCAUACUGUGCAAAAGGCUCUUCCUGAGAAAGCACUAGAGUAUGUUUUAUUCCAUUUACCAAAACUCAGAGAACUGUCACUUUCUUGUAUCCUGAGUAAGGAGCAUUUUUUGUUAUGCCUCAGUUUGCCAGAUAAACAUCCCAUCCCUUAUUCAUCAGAAGAGUCACAUCCUGUUCCAAAACUUCAGCUUCACGUUCUGGCCUUGAGGCAAACUGGUUAUAACCUUCUUUCAGAGCGUUUCCUGGAUCAGCUCUCCACCAUCCACACACUGACUGUUUGUUACAUCAAGGACUUUUUGUUACACUCAGUGGAUGUCUUUGGACAAGUGCUGAAGAACCUACCAAACUUGACAGAAUUAAAUCUUCUAUGGAUCUCCAAUUUGGAUAUGUUUGUUGAUAACAUUCCUUCCAGCCUUGUUAAACUAAGUGUGAUUGGAACCAAGCUCUCAAACUCUGCUCUCAGCUGUUUGUCUGACAAAUCCUGGAAGCUAAGAGAAAUGGAUCUAACCCUCUCAUAUGGAUUUGAUGAAAAGACUCUGAAACAAUUUCCCCAUCUCUUUCCACUGCUGACUAGACUCUGCCUUAGUGGUUUUGUUUUGACUGACAAUAUCUUGUUGAGCUUGGCUAAAAUGGAGAAUUUGCGAGAACUUGAUGUUACUGAUGGCACAAAUCUAACAAAAGAAGCAAUCCAGAAUUUUCACAUCACAACGGACUGCAGGGUACAUCUCCUUGUAGAGCGGCAUUCAGUGUCUUCUAAAUGUGACUGCUUAUGGAGCACGUAGUACACUGCCUUUUAUUUUAAACCCACCACUGUUUACAGAGCUUUGAUUGCUAAAUGUACUGCUAUCAGGAAAACAAUAAUGUUUCUGUAAAGUUCUGCUGAAAUUCCAUGUGAGGAAGAGAGGUAGUGGAAACAAACCUCCAACAUUCUCUAACUGUAUAGCUCUUCACUAUAGCCAAUGGCUUAUGAAUAUGAAAAACAGAAAUGCCUUCUUUGAGCCUGUCGCUCUAACAAGCCAGAACUGUAAACAUAACUGGCAUUCUAUAUUAAAAUUUCUGAGUAAGUCUCCAAUGGCCAUUGAUAAAACUCUACACUUCUGUUAAUAUGAUGUUUGACUACAUGUAAAUUAUAUUUUUGUUUUACUCUGUUGUCAUUUCUGCCUGGUAAAUUUUACUGACAGUUUUAGCCAGCAGCUCAGACGUGGGAGACAGGACAGAGGAAAUAAGAGAAGCUGUGGCUCAGGGAUACUGGAAAGUAAUUAAGGGAAACACAAGAAGGGAGGGAUUUGUCAGCAUGUAAGCCUCAGCGAAGUGCCAGAAAAAAGGAGGUGUCUGGGUGGAUAAAGAUGAGUUACCAAAAAAGUCAGGAUUCCAGCAAAUUGCACCAGUCACAGCAUGGAACCAUAGGGCCCUUCUAGUUAAUCUUUAGCCAUCAUGAAAAUUUAUUUAUUUUUUGGAGUCUUAGCCCAUUUUUAAUCCAUAGUGGCUCUUUACCUCCCAACCGAUGAUCACUUCGAUUUUUUUAAUGUCCUUAAAUGGGGCUUUUUGAAAGUCUAAUAAACGAUCAACCAGUUCUCCUUUAUCCAUAAAUUUAAGACCUAUUAUUUUAUUGCCCCAUUCUAAGAGAUUCAUGAAACAUGAUUUUCCUUUGCAGCAAUCAUGCUGGAUAGUCAAGUGGCUUCUCUCUCUAGUUUAACCAUUUUACCUCAUGUCUGAGUGAGGCUUAUUGGUCUAAUUCCCAGGAUCACCUCUAGCACCUUUAAACACAGAUGAAAAAUU
Mauremys mutica (yellowpond turtle) is the source of this 2525-nucleotide messenger RNA. RefSeq lists its product as uncharacterized. The record is from RefSeq and is a predicted model, not a curated record. Gene Ontology annotation, biological process: SCF-dependent proteasomal ubiquitin-dependent protein catabolic process. Gene Ontology annotation, cellular component: SCF ubiquitin ligase complex. Gene Ontology annotation, molecular function: protein binding. The transcript has 5 exons. NCBI's taxonomy places the organism in Eukaryota, Metazoa, Chordata, Testudines, Geoemydidae. Bases 188 to 1528 code for a protein of 446 amino acids.